Acanthoscelides obtectus is the source of this 1245-nucleotide messenger RNA. The record is from the annotation of a GenBank genome assembly. NCBI's taxonomy places the organism in Eukaryota, Metazoa, Arthropoda, Insecta, Coleoptera, Chrysomelidae.
AAAUGGCAAGCAGAGGUUACCUUAAAGAAAAAAUGAUAUUUUCGUAAAAGUUACAUCCUAAUCUAUCAUUUUAAAAUAAGAAAUGGAAUAUUUGCGAUAUGCGAUACCCCUUCUUGUAAGAAAAAAAUUAGGUUGACAGUUAAAGAUGACAGAGAUAGAAAUUCCGGUCAAGAUGUCACAAAUGUAAGCUACAUAUAUGAAAAUUAUAGUUUUCGUAAUCAGUUCUCGAUGAGGUCACCCAGAAAGAUCGUCGAGACAACAGCAUCUUGCGUUGGUCUCAACAAGCCAAAAAUAGAGGUACAGCGAGUAAGAAAUGUUGUUAGAAGGCAUCAAAAGUAUCACGAGACAGUGCUUAACUAUGGAGAAAUUAAGAGCUUCUUACAGAAACUACAGAAAGAAUACAAGGGGAAGAUUGAGAUAGAGACCAUAGGAAAAUCAUGUUGUGGACGGCCAAUUCUCAUGGCCAAAAUAAGGGGUUAUUCUGGCUGUUUACGCAGACCAAAGUCAUAUAAAACAUUCAUAGAAGCUGGAUCUUGUGGUUACAGCUGGUCAGCAGUAUCUACAGCAUUAUACCUCAUAGAAUAUGCUACUAAAGGCAAUGACCUGACCGUACUAUCAGAUUACUACAUUGUUCCAUGUUCCAACCCAGACGGCUACCAAAACAGUUUGGAUUGUCUCUCGUCUGUUGAUUUGACUUUCAAUUAUCCAAUAGUCCUUGGUUGUGGGGAUGUGCAAAAUAUUCCAGAAAAUCAGUUUAUGGAAGCCGUCACGACGUGGAGAAGGAAUUACAGGUAUCGUAGUCCGGAAACAGAAGCAUUGAAAAGUACUUUGCUGAAGUACAAAGACCACAUAAAGCUGUUCAUCAGCCUCCAGGAAGGCCCAAAUACGUCAAAGAUCCUCUACCCAUUUGGCAAUACUGUUGACGAAGUUGACCAUAUCCAGCUGGUUAGGAAGGUAGCGAUGGCAGGUAGACACGCUGCGAAGAGGCUUAUGUUCCAGGUCGGAAGUAUUAUUGAAGUAUCUGGAAUGAAUCUUGGGUGCAUCAUAGACUAUAUGCAGUUAUUGGAUACUCAACCUGGAUCUCCUCUAUUUCCUUACAUUGUACGAGUGCACAAUAAUGGAAAGAGACCUCAUAAAUGCCGGAUUCUGGCUCAAUGCCAGGAAAUCAAAGAGGCCGUUAAGGGUAUGGCAAGUAAUGUAUUUAUGAUACUCCAAAGGUAUGGUUACUGAAUAAACGCUCCGAGG